CAAGACAGCCCUGCCCUCCAGCACUAUCCACAGCAACCCCUCAACAGCAACAUUGUACCCAUCAGGUAAAGCAUCGGCUACGUUUGCUUUGCCUUGUUGCCCAUAUUAGAUUCUUGAUGAAUGUGUGUUGUUGUUAUUCAGCCUGGUUCAAUGUGCCCCUUUUUAACUUUGAGCACCCGCCCCUUUAAACCUCUCUGCACAGCCCUGAUAAGAAGAGCAGAACCACGCAAAUCAGCAAAUUCCUUAAAUACUGAACACAUUUGUGUGUGUGUUUCUGUUACUUUCACACAACUAAUUGCCUAAUUGCCUAUAGGUGCAAUUGGAAAAGGGUUAUGAUGAUAGUGAAUCUAUUGCAUACACGGUAAUAAAAACUCAAUCAGCUUUGUAUGUUUUAUUUUGUUCAUUCACAGUCUUUCUCAGUUGAAUAGGUUAUAAUGAAACGUAAGCUGAUAGUUGUGUCAUUUUAUACAGUCUUUUUAAUGUCUUUAGCUUCGUGGGAUUAUAAACUGAGAAAAGGGAAAAAAUAAAUAAUGUGCGGCAAAUAAUCUCAGGGCUUUUGCGACAUCUGCCGGUGAGUUGGACAACCUGCAGUGCGUGAUGACGUCUGACCGUCAGUUUCCCAGGCAGCAGCGGCCUGAAACUUUCGUUUGGCGAAGAUGGCGGAGGCGCUGUCGACAGAUCUGGGUGAAGAGAAGGAGAAGGAGGACAGCGAGAGGGAGAAGAAGGCUGCCACAGCGGGGAAGAACAAGGAGAAAGACGGAGUCACGGAGACGCUGGGAUUUAACGAUAAAAAUGGCGCUAGCAGGGGAAAGAAGAGCAACCUGUCAGACCUGUCUCUGGUCAGAUUCAUAACUACUGAGCUCACCAGAGGUUACUUCCUAGAACACAACGAGGCCAAAUACACCGAGCGCAGAGAGAGGGUCUACACAUGCCUCCGCAUCCCCAAAGAACUGGAGAAGCUGAUGACAUUCGGCUUCUUCCUCUGUCUGGACGCCUUCCUCUAUGUGUUUACGCUGUUGCCCCUCAGGGUGAUUCUGGCCCUGUUGCGACUCUUCACAGUGCCAUGUUGUGGUCUCAGCGGCUCCCGCUUGCUUCAGCCAGCCCAGGUGUGCGACGUACUCAAAGGCUUCAUUAUGGUGCUGUGUUACUCAAUGAUGAGCUACGUGGAUUACGCCAUGAUGUACCAUCUCAUCAGAGGACAGUCUGUCAUCAAACUAUACAUCAUCUACAACAUGUUAGAGGUGGCGGACCGCCUGUUCUCAUCAUUUGGCCAAGACAUACUGGACGCUCUGUACUGGACCGCCACAGAACCCAAGGAGAAGAAGAGAGCGCAUAUUGGCGUGAUUCCUCACUUCCUCAUGGCUGUUCUCUACGUCUUUCUUCAUGCCAUCCUCAUCAUGGUUCAGGCCACAACUCUCAAUGUAGCUUUCAACUCCCACAACAAGUCCUUGCUCACCAUUAUGAUGUCAAACAAUUUUGUUGAGAUCAAAGGGAGUGUAUUUAAGAAGUUUGAAAAGAACAACCUUUUCCAGAUGUCAAACAGUGACAUAAAAGAGAGGUUCACCAACUACAUCCUCCUGCUCAUCGUCUGUCUGAGAAACAUGGAGCAGUUUUCAUGGAAUGCCGACCACUUGUGGGUGCUGUUUCCUGAUGUAGUCAUGGUGAUAGCCUCAGAGGUUGCCGUGGAUGUUGUCAAGCACGCCUUUAUCACCAAAUUCAAUGACAUCAGUGCUGAUGUAUACGGGGAAUACAGAGCCAGCCUCGCCUUUGACCUGGUCAGCAGUCGACAGAAAAAUGCGUACACAGACUACAGUGACUCAGUAUCCAGGAGAAUGGGCUUCAUCCCGCUUCCUUUAGCGCUGCUGCUGAUCAGAGUGGUGACCAGCUCAGUGAAGAUCCAGGGGUCGCUCUCGUUUAUGUGUGUGCUGCUGUUUUACUUGGGGAUGAUCACUCUGAAGGUUCUCAACAGUAUCGUUCUCCUGGGAACUUCCUGUGUGUUUGUCAAAGAGGCCAAUAUGGAGGAAAAGCUCUUUAACCCUCCGCCUUCUGUCGCCUCCAGCCGUGCAAACUCUAGAGCUCACCGGACAAAACAUGUUCACGUUUCACCGCAGCAAGAAUCCACAGCUGACAAAGGAGAAACUUCUCUGCCGUCAGACAUCUGUCAGCCCACCAACACAGCAGAAAACGCUGCCCCCUCCUUCCCGAAGAGUGACUCAGACACAUUCCUGACGACUCCUGACGAGGAGGACGAUGACAAAAUCAUCAACGCUGACACGGGACUGGAAGGAGGCGGACUUGCACACCGACCACCCAAGAAAGACCUGCUGGAGAUAGAUCGCUUCACCAUCUGUGGCAACCGAAUAGACUGAAGGACCAGUGUAGCAAUCCUGGCAACACUACAGGGUUCAGGGAUCAGACAUGGGUCAUGGAGCAUGCUCAGACCGUACUUACUUUUGUGCACCUGACCCCUCAAGUAUUUAUUUAUUUAUUGACUGACAAAACCAGCAAAGGCAUAAAGCUGUUACUACAAGCAUCCGAGGCGGCAUCAGACGUUUCCAGCUGGUCCUGCCUGUGUCUGAUGAGCCAAGCGGGCUCUGGCACUGGGUCAGAGGCCUGGCGGUGACGCACUCGCUGAUGAAGACAGCAUGUAAAACACGGGAGGAGCAGACUACAGAGAGAAAUCUGCGUAUGUCAAAUCACGUGUGUUCAGAAGCACAAUCAGUAAGAAGCUGUUUUUAGAAAGAACAAAAGUUUUUACUAGUUUUUUUUAAUUAUUCCAAAAAAAAGGCUGAUGAUAUUUGAAAUGAAGUUUUUAUGACAGGUUUCAAAUCUUUUUUCUAAAUUGAAUCACAAUCACAUGGAAGGAUUCAAAUCAUGAAGUUAUUCUGCAGACAGAAGCUCUAACACACACACACAGAGGUUGAUCUGAGGUGAUGAGGUGAGCUGCAGUCCCAGCAGGUUAAAUAUGGCAGCAGUGACACUAAGAAUGGCUUUGCUUGGCUGCAUCAGCUUCAGUUGUAAUGUUUGGUUUGGUAACUUAAGAGAUAUAAAAAGUUGGAAGGCUUAAUGUCAUUUGUGUUGGUAUUACCUUAAAGCACUGAGAUGAUGGUGCAGAUUUGUAUUUAUUUUGAGAUGGCCUACCAGGCCUGACAGGUGUGACUUAUUUAUGUGCUUAAUUUGUACCUUUUUCAUUGAAGCAUGUGGCCUACAGAUAAUAGUGGCGACACAUCACAGGCAUAUGACAUUUUCUUCUGUUUGCUUUUUGAUGUUGGAAACUGAUCUGACAUGUUUUCUCAUUCCUCGCUAUCUGAGUGAGAGUGGAUGUGAAAAUCACAUGAAAUGCUUCAUUGUAUGCUGAUUUCU
Molecule: messenger RNA, 3363 nt
Organism: Haplochromis burtoni (Burton's mouthbrooder)
Lineage: Eukaryota; Metazoa; Chordata; Actinopteri; Cichliformes; Cichlidae
Gene: tapt1b
Product: transmembrane anterior posterior transformation 1b
Exons: 14
Coding region: 657-2369 (570 amino acids)
Biological process (GO): maintenance of protein localization in endoplasmic reticulum; positive regulation of cilium assembly
Cellular component (GO): ciliary basal body; endoplasmic reticulum membrane
Source: RefSeq, a predicted model, not a curated record